Messenger RNA from Siniperca chuatsi (mandarin fish), 3345 nucleotides. Its product is annotated as adhesion G-protein coupled receptor G2-like. Gene Ontology annotation, molecular function: G protein-coupled receptor activity. The record is from RefSeq and is a predicted model, not a curated record. The transcript has 18 exons. Gene Ontology annotation, cellular component: membrane. Gene Ontology annotation, biological process: cell surface receptor signaling pathway; adenylate cyclase-activating G protein-coupled receptor signaling pathway. Lineage: Eukaryota; Metazoa; Chordata; Actinopteri; Centrarchiformes; Sinipercidae. The coding region runs from base 70 to 2160 and encodes 696 amino acids.
AAACGACUGUAAGGUGGAUGCGAGUCGCUGUGGAGAGUGUGAACGCAGUAAAUCACCUCACUCGGGAUAAUGCCACCACUGGAUAGAAAGCAUCGCUGGAUGUUUGUAGUGGAGAUAUCAAUCCUGUUCUUUGGGAUAUUCCUCAAGAACAGCAUAUGUGAGAGCUCAGGCACAAAUGGGAUGUGCCGACAAAAGAAUUUACUGUUUGUCAGUGCCAAACACCCAGAUAGCAGCUUUCAUUUUCCAUCAGAGGUUGUCUAUCGCGAGGACAAUGGAAGUAAACUCUGUUUCUCUGUCCAGGGAAACAAAACACAUGCAGGCUGUUGUCGCGAAGAAGAUUUCAACUGCAGCUUUGAAAUAAGGGGUAGUGUAAAUAACUACAGCCUAACUCUGAAUAAUGAGACUCUUUCCAAGCAAGAUAUUAUACUGAUGAAUGCACCAGAGCAAAUCGUCCAAUGUAUGCCAUCAAAGUUCUACAACAAGAAUUCAGGUUUCCUUUUAAACAUUCACAACUGCUUGAAUAAAGGUAACAAGUAUUUUAGAUUGAGCCAAAACAGCGUCUGUGAAAAAACUUCAACCAAUAAUGAAGAGGCUUGCAAAGGUUUAGAAGAAUCACAAUACAAGGUCAUUGUUAAUAAUACCGAAAGACAUUGUGUGUCAUGUAAGCCACCAGAAAACACUUCUCCCCCCUUGGAGGAAAAUAAUGACAUCAGUACCAGCCUACAAAACGCAGUAAAUAUCAUGAAUAAUCUCUCCUCCUACCUGGAACAGAUGGGCAAUUGCAGCUCAAGAAGCAUUACAUUGGGCAAUAUUAAAGGAGUGAUCACUAAACUCCACCCCGGAAAUCAAGCCAACAUCAACAUUGGCAUUACAACAAGUCGUGAUGUCAAAAUUCUUGAGGAUAACACUGAUUUGAUAACGUGCUGCUCUCGAUUGGUGCAAAUGCCUAAAGAGGCCAGUGACAUGGCAAUAAAAAGAAAUGGUUCAUUUGCUGGAGUUGUAUUUUUUCCAGGAAUACAUCAGGGUGACAACAACAGUUAUUUUCUUGACAAUGAGGUAGUGGGAAUUAAAAUGGGAUCAGAAAUAUCCAAUCUCUCACAUACCAUAGACAUUCAUUUCAGAAAUGUGGAUAAGAAUGGAAAAAUUGCUUCUUGUAAGUCGUGGGAUGGCAAAGGAAAAGAACCGAUCUGGGUCACAGAUGGCUGUCAGACAAAUGAGACCAAUGACAGCAUCACCUGCCAGUGCUCUCAUCUAACGUUUUUUGCAAUACUGUUGUCACCUCCACCUGGAAACAUAAGCGCUUCAGAUUUUAGGUCUUUGACCUACAUCACAUCCAUCGGCUGCGGCCUGUCAAUGUUUUUCUUGGCAGCGGCUCUCUUCAUGCAUUGUCUUAUCAGAAAAACGAAAGCAAGCCAAGCAACUAAGAUCCUGAUCAACCUCUUUGUUGCCAUGUUCACCCUGAACUUGUCCUUCCUGAUAAAUGAGAGCAUUGCCAACCUAGGGAACUUCGGUGCAUGUGUGGUGAUGGCAGCAGUUAUGCACUACACUAUGUUGGCCACUAUUACCUGGUUUUUCAUGGAGGCUCUACACUUGUACUUUAAUCUAUGGAAGCUCCCCUCUGAAAUCAAACAUUACAUGAUGAAAAUUUGCAUCACAGGAUGGGUCACACCAACUGUAGUGGUGAUUGCUCUUCUUGCCGCAGGAAAAUAUGAUAACUUGGUCAUUUACACCAAUGAUGGGAAUUCAGCAAAAAUGUGCUGGAUCUCUGAUGCUGUUGUCCACCAGGGGGUGAACGUUGGUUAUUAUGCUAUAGUGUUCAUCUUCACCUUUUGCAUAUUCAUCUUAAUUUUGCGGCAGAUUAUUCACUUUAAACCCACAGCAGGGAAAGCCCAGGACAUCAGCUCCAUCAAGACAAACUCUUUCUCUAUCCUAGGCCUGCUCCUCCUCCUCGGCAUCACCUGGGCUUUUGCUUUCUUCAGCCAUGGACCUCUGCUCAUAGCCUCCUACUAUCUGUUCACCAUCCUAAACUCCUUUCAAGGUUUCUUCCUGUUCAUCUACUAUUACAAUUCCAGCAAGAUCGUUGGAGAGGACAGAAGCCUCCCAUUCAGCAGUAGCAGCACAGCUACAUCACACACAGCUGUCACAUCUCCAUAUCAAUAAAGUGUUUGUACUGCACGUGCUUUUCAAAUGGGGACAGAAAGUGUUCUGUGCCUGAGAUUAUUUUGACACAAGAGGGCAGCAUUUCAUUUCAUGUAGUCAAGUAGAUCUUCUGUUGAAUGAGCUGCUGGUAAAUUGGUAUAAAAAUGGUAUAAAAUGUCUGGUGUUGCUGACUUAAUGACUACCCUCUCCUGAAAUGGCUAAUCUGGAUUACCUUCAUUGAGAAAAUUACUCAAAUGAGUCGAGCACUGACAGAGGAGACGGAGUAAUCUCCUGGAAGUCAUUUGUGCCUAUGACUCUUUCAACAGAAGCCCUGUCUGACUCACUGUGAAACUUGCAGAGAAGGUUGUGAUUCACUCAGAAUAUAUCACAGAGCUCCUAAAUCAAAGCUUCAGUCAUACACUGGAACGCAGAGUGUAAAUGUUUAGGAAGAAAAAUAUUACCCUUUUAUGACUGAUGUGGUUGUCAUAUGGACUGAAGAUGGCAAAAUGCAGAAAAAACAAGGUGAAUGGAAGUCUUGUCCCUAACAUACUUUACAGCGUUGGGGGCCGAGCUAGCCAGCUAGCGCUUUGCGUGCCUGCAGAUAAUUACCUUGUGCCUACAGAGAGCAGUAUCAACUGUGCGGGGAGCCUUAACUGCCUGACAAGAAAUGAGCUCAUGGCUACCUAUAGCGAUAAGAGGCCUGAGGGCAUGCCAUUAUGUUGAAACUAAUCUCUGAAAUAUGACUGUAUUUAACUAGCAAUUAUACCAUUUAAUAAGUUAAGUGUAUCUUGGAAAACUGCAUUAUGUUAAUGAUAAGGAGUCAUGGGGAAUUUGUAUGUUUUUAUCCAUUAAUUUGUAUAUUUUUUCUCUAUACCUGAUAUGAUUAAGAUCUAAUGUAUUCAAUAUUCUUGAAUAAGUAAGUAACACAAGAGUUCAUAACAGAUUAUAUCUAAAAACAUUAACCACGUUAUAUAAUUUUUGGACAUAUAGAUAUCUGCCUUAUUUGCUACUUUAUUUGUUUAUUUUACUAGCCUUAAAGGGAACACAGUCUGAUCUUUUAUUUACUUAUUUGUGAUCAUAGUGGCUUGUCAAGGUUUAUUUUGAUGAAAUGUGGUAGGACUGACAGACCUUAGACAAAUGUGUAAUUGGUUUUGUGAAUGAAACUGACAUUGUCUGCAGAAAUAAAGUGCAAUAAAAUGUAUGGUA